Brettanomyces nanus is the source of this 267-nucleotide messenger RNA. RefSeq lists its product as uncharacterized. Bases 1 to 267 code for a protein of 88 amino acids. The record is from RefSeq and is a predicted model, not a curated record. NCBI's taxonomy places the organism in Eukaryota, Fungi, Ascomycota, Pichiomycetes, Pichiales, Pichiaceae. The transcript is spliced from 2 exons.
AUGCCCGCCGCUGCCGCACUUACAAAGAAUAUCAGGGAAUUGAGAUUCUUGCUUUCACAGACUGGCGAAUCUUCUAAGACUCUAAAGUCUUUUCUUGUCAAAUCAUACAAACCGCUCAAAAAGGCCAACCCGGAUCUUCCGAUAUUGAUUAGAGAAUGCUCUGGCGUUCAGCCAACGUUGGUGAUGAGGUUGGAAAAAGGUGUGGAAGUUAAGAAGAACCUUAACGAUCUUUCCGAGAGUGAAAUCGGUGAGCUACUAAAGGCUUAG